AUGGUGCCCAGUAGUGACGACGCCAACUCCUCUAUGGAUCCACGAAAGAUGACGAUGAUGAUUCCCAAGGAUUCCAUUUGCUUUUUACCACAGUACUUGUACUUUCAGGAUGAAGAUGUCUUUCCUGAUCCCUCUGUCUUCUGGCCGGAACAAUGGAAUGGCAGUGAUAGUAGUAGAAGGAAAGAAAUGGAACAGGCCAAUAGCAUGACAUUUAGCUACGGUCCUCAGAGCUGCCCUGGGAAACCCUUGGCCAUGGAAGAAAUCCAUCAGCUCCUGCCGCAAUUUUUGUUGCACUAUUCGCUCCACCCCGAAAUUGAAAAUGUGGGCGACGAAACCGAGCAAUUUGACUAUUGCGUCAUUCUGAAGCGUUCCAAUGUGCGGUUAGUCGUCAAGAAACUAGAAACUGCAACAGGAACUGAGGACAUUUCAGAGAGUUUAUCCGAACAAGAAAUGGCGAUUGCUCGUCGCCUGUAUCAAUUUUCUCCUCCAGCAACAACCAGCCAAGGAAAUGCAAACGGUUCAUCAUGCACUGGAAUGAGCAUUAUUGUACUCCUUCUCUCCAUUCUUCUUGGAGUAAUGCUAUUAGCACCUGUCUUUAAACAUCUUGAUGAUGGGGGGUCAUUGCCAAACUCUCUAAAAACUGCCAUCUUGACAGAACCAAGCCCCAUUGGCUCCUGCAUUUGCGGUCAGUCCAAACGCAUCAAGUUCUUGACGGAGUACCUAGUGAAUCAUACCCAAGACUCGGUCACACUCAUCACAGCCGACGUUUACGACAAAAUCCGGCCAGCGGUUUGGCGUGACAAGGUCCAGGUGAAGUACACCUUUGGGAUGCCACUCCCGAGCUACAAACAAAUAAGUAUUUUGUUGGACUGGACCAGCAAGGCACUGAGAGAACUUCUUCGUAUGCAACCGGACUUGAUCCACGUCACAACACCGGGACCUUUGCUCUUUCCCUCCAUUCUUGCAUCGCGAUUGCUACGAAAUACUACCUUGGUGAUGAGCUGCCACACCCAUCUGACAGCAUAUGCCAAAACAUAUUUACCACCUGGAAUCAAUGUCGUUGUGGAUUGGAUUUUGUGGCGUGACACUGCAAUAGUGCAUUUGUUUGCCGAUGUCAUGCUCGUGACGAGUCCUCAAAUCCGUGAUGACUUUGAAAGGCACGGAAUCGCUCGCGUCCAAGUUUGGCAAAAGGGUGUUGAUUCCGAAAAGUUCCACCCCAAGUUCUUCAGCAGCGAGAUGCGACAGCGCAUGACGAAAGACCGCUCCGAUAAGUUGCUGUUGGUGUAUAUAGGGCGCUUGGCCGAAGAGAAGCGAAUCGUGGUUUUGAAAGGAGUCCUCAAGAAACUCCCUAGUGCCACACUUUGUGUGAUUGGGGCAGGGCCGUAUGGAGACUCUCUGCGAGAGCAAUUUGCUGGGACAGACACAAUCUUUUUGGGAGAAUCGCGAGGAUUGGAAUUGAGUCAAGCCUUUGCCUCGGGCGACGUCUUUUUAAUGCCCAGUACUUCGGAAACUUUGGGUUUUGUCGUAUUGGAAAGCAUGGCUAGUGGAGUACCAGUGGUUGCUGCCGAUGCUGGCGGACUGCAACAUUUGAUUGACAAUGGUCGGACUGGGUUUCUUGUGACGCCCGAAAUUGCUACUGCGUUUGUGGAACGUGUACAAGAGCUGGUCAAUUCAUUUUCUACGAAGGAGGGCAUAAUCGAAGGUGCUCGCAUGGAAACGAAGCGAUGGUCCUGGACACAGUCCAUGACACAGUUGAAAGACGAAAUUUAUCCAAGAGCCAUGAAGAGACGGCUGGAGCGAUUUUGA
Molecule: messenger RNA, 1806 nt
Organism: Cylindrotheca closterium
Lineage: Eukaryota; Bacillariophyta; Bacillariophyceae; Bacillariales; Bacillariaceae
Source: the annotation of a GenBank genome assembly